Messenger RNA from Trematomus bernacchii (emerald rockcod), 3164 nucleotides. RefSeq lists its product as uncharacterized. The transcript has 2 exons. NCBI's taxonomy places the organism in Eukaryota, Metazoa, Chordata, Actinopteri, Perciformes, Nototheniidae. The record is from RefSeq and is a predicted model, not a curated record. Gene Ontology annotation, molecular function: nucleic acid binding; zinc ion binding. The coding region runs from base 429 to 2282 and encodes 617 amino acids.
GAGUAGUGGGAGGCACCUACAUUCCCAAUAGGUGGCUCCACCCGCUGCCAAUUAGCAGUAUUGGGACCAGGUGUGGAGACCUCACACCUGGUGCUAAUCACUCCCUCAAGGGAGACAAAGCAGACAGAGUUGCUCAGUGGUGUGUGGCACAUGGAGGGAGCAGGAGGCUCCCAGCGUGAGGAAACAUUUUUGUAAGCUGGUAAGUCGGUUAGCGGCCCGGCUACGUUAGCCUUUGUUUAGUUAAAGGUAUUUUUGAGUUUGUUAGCAAUAAAGCCUCUUUUUGGAUUUGAACACUGCCUCUGUCGUGAUUGCUGCACUACCACUUUUCUCUUUAUCUGCCCUGUCCUGUUACACUGGUGGAGAAUGCGGGCAUAAAGACUCUAUUGGUGGUGUUGCAGUCAGAACAAUUUUUUUUUUACGUUUUCAAGAUGGAGGAUGUACUAAAGGAGUUGGUGCGUAUUUCUACUGAGCAGCAGACUCUGCAACGGCAGAUGAUACAGGAGCAGCAGAAACAGAAUGCACUUCUCCACAUGGAGGUCCAAAAAUGCCUUACAGCAGCCUCUCCUGUCCAGAGGGAAGCAACCAUGCAGCCUAACCCAGGUCGAUUCAUCCCCAAAAUGACAGAGAGUGAUGAGAUAGAGGCCUACUUAACGGCCUUUGAGCGCACAGCUGAAAGAGAGGGCUGGCCAAGGGACUCCUGGGCUGAUCUGGUUGGACCGUUCCUCCUGGGCCCGGCACAGCAAGCUUACUUCGACCUCCCUCCGGACCAAGCAAAGGAUUACGUCGUCUUGAAGAAGGAAAUCCUGGCGAGGUAUGGCUACAGCUUAGCAGCAAGAGCCCAGCGGUUCCAUGAAUGGAAAUACAAGCCAGAGUUGUCAGCCAGGGCCCAGAUGUAUGACCUAGGCCGGGUAACCAGAGCCUGGCUGACAUGCAACCCCGAAAAGUUAAGUGUUUUAGAGAGGAUAAUGAUGGACAAAUAUAUUCGGUCUCUGCCCUAUGAGAUCAAGAAAAUGACAAGCCAGCAGAAUCCAGCCGGUCUGGAUGAGUUGGUUAACGUAGUGGAGAGCCACGUGGUCACAGCGGACCUGCUUAAGUCCACACGACCAGACACCGAGUGGGGCCGGAAAGUCAGUGGGGAAGCAUCACGGACUAGACGGGCACGAGAACCGCGAUGGGAACCAGAAGAGGUAAGGCGACGACAGUCCUACCUGCCAGAGGGCCAACCGCGUUGCUACCAGUGUGGGGAGACAGGCCAUAUUGCCCGGGACUGCCCAGGGAAGGAUGAGCUAAUGCCGACCGCCAACUCAUCUGGUGCAAGGCCCUGCCACCUUCUUGACUCUUGCUGGGUACAGGAAAGCUCCCUGGCUCAAAUGAUACCAGUCAAAGUAAAUGGAAAAGAUGCAGAGGCGCUAGUGGACUCAGGAAGUGUGGUAACCCUCAUUCAACCCCACCUCCUCGACCAUUUGCCAUCUGAAGAGACUGUGCCCGUCUCCUGUGUCCAUGGGGACACUAAAUUAUACCCCACUUGCCUCAUCCACCUUACCACAGUUAAAGGCAGCUGUGAGAUGAAAGUGGGGGUGGUUCCUUCCCUACCAGUCCCAGUCUUGGUGGGGCGAGACUGCCCACUAUACAAGCGCCUGCGGCACCAGAAGGAGGUGAGUCCCAAAAAGCACAAGCGUGCCAAAGGAAAACGAGAGAGAGGACAAACUGCCACCCAGGGUACUUCUCCUCAGCAGUUCCCCAACGUUGUGUGUGCUGUGCCGGAGGAGCAGAGAGGCAACCAAUCUUCCAGUGCAGACGAGGCAAAUGAUAACCCUUUUGUUGCUUUCCCUGGAGACCUAAGCACAGGUCAUGAGGAGGGGGAAGUCUCAUUGCUUCCAAGUUUGAAGGGCCAGUUCGGGACCGCCCAGAUGGAAGACCCCAAUCUGUUGCAUGCACGCAGCAAUGUUACGGAAAUAGAGGGAAAACCAGUUCCAGGAGUGGGUGAGCUUACAUGUCCUCAUUUCCUAAUAAAAAAUAAUCUGUUAUACUAUGCCAAAGAGGUUGAAGGUCAGCGAAGAGACUUGUUGGUUGUCCCAAAACAAUAUGUGUCCACAGUGUUGCAUCUGGCUCACAGCCAUGUCCUAGGGGCCCACCUAGGGGUUGAGAAGACAAGGCAGCGGAUUGGGAGCCGGUUCCACUGGCCAGGGGUGGUACCCGGAGGCCAUUCCCUUGAGGAACAUGACAACGAGAGUGAUUGCACGGGAGCUGCUUCACCUGUUCAGUCGAGUUGGGAUUCCUAAAGAGAUGCUAACAGACCAAGGCACUCCCUUCAUGUCCAAGAUAAUGAAGGAUCUCUGCAGGCUCUUCAAGGUAAAGCAGCUUCGUACAUCUGUCUACCAUCCGCAGACAGACGGAUUGGUAGAACGCUUUAACAAGACGUUGAAAUCCAUGUUAAAGAAGGUUGUUGACAAGGAUGGUCGUAACUGGGACCAGCUUCUGCCCUAUGUCCUGUUUUCAAUCAGGGAAGUUCCACAGGCUUCAACCGGUUUCUCCCCCUUCGAGCUGCUGUAUGGCCGACAGCCCAGAGGACUUCUCGACAUCGCGAAGGAAGCCUGGGAGGAGCAACCAAGCCCCCAUCGGAGCCUGAUUGAGCAUGUAGAGACGAUGCAGACGCAUAUGAAAGAUGUUUGGCCCAUGGUCAGAGAGCACAUGGCUCAAGCCCAAGAAGCCCAGAGGAAAGUGUAUAACAGAGGUGCCCAACCACGUGAGUUCCUGCCCGGGGAUAAAGUGCUUCUCCUGGUCCCCACCACAGAACACAGAUUCCUGGCAUCGUGGCAAGGUCCCUAUGAAGUGACAGAGAAGGUGGGACCAGUCAACUACAAGGUACGCCAACCUGGCCGUCGCAAACCAUCCCAAAUAUACCAUGUUAACCUGUUAAAGAAAUGGUAUGCCCGAGAGGCACUGCUGUGUUCUUGUUCCCUGUUUGUAUCCCCUUCUCCAGACCAUGAGGUGGCCGAAGUUGAAUACGGUCCAGGGCUAUCCAAAGCUCAGUUACAGCAAACCAAGGAACUGGUUCAGCAGAGUUUGGAUGUGUUCUCACUACGACCUGGACGCACAACGAUGGUGGAACAUCAAAUCCACACAGAGCCUGGCCAAAAGGUAAAGAUGCGACCCUACCGGGU